This is a messenger RNA of Cololabis saira (Pacific saury), 2513 nucleotides long. Its product is annotated as tetratricopeptide repeat protein 39B. Gene Ontology annotation, molecular function: protein binding. The record is from RefSeq and is a predicted model, not a curated record. NCBI's taxonomy places the organism in Eukaryota, Metazoa, Chordata, Actinopteri, Beloniformes, Belonidae. The transcript is spliced from 19 exons. Bases 145 to 1902 code for a protein of 585 amino acids.
GGAGGUGUGUGAAUUCGCGGAAGAGAGAGCAGAACUCGGGGACGAGCUGGACCUGGACCUGGACCUGGACCGGGACCGCAGCGGUUCCGACGGGCUGAGGGUACCGGACCCCGGUGAGGGAGGGAGGAGGACAGCGGUUCCGACAUGGCCCACGCCGGGCCCGGCCCCGGAGCGGAGGCCGAGGAGCAGGAGGAGGAGGAAUGUUUCGAGGACGCAGUGGACCGGAGCCCUUCGACCUGCCACAUGGACCUGCACACCUCCAUCCAGGAGACCCAGGCUGCUCUCAACCUGGUCCUCAACAACAAGUUCUCUCAGGCCCUGGACCUGCUGAAACCCUGGUGGAGGGACAGCAUGUACCACGCUCUGGGCUACAGCAGCAUCCUGGUGAUGCAGGCCGCCAUGACCUUUGAGCACCGGGACAUCCAGGCUGCCAUGGCAACCAUCAAGGAGGCGCUGCAGACCUGCCAGAGGUUCAGGAAGAGGAACUCGGUGGUCGGGUCCCUGUCCGGUCUGAUCAGCAAGCAGUCCAGCCUGCAAGAACAGGAGAUGCACGCAGAGAUCUGCUACGCCGAGUGUCUCCUGCAGAAAGCUACGCUCACGUUUGUGCAGGAUGAGAACAUGAUCAGUUUCAUCAAAGGAGGCAUCAAGAUCCGAACCAGCUACCAGAUCUACAAGGACUGUCAGAAUGUGCUGAGCGCCUCCCAGGACCUCGCCGGCCGGUCCGACUCCUUCAGACAGUUCGAGGGCGGAGUCAAGCUGGGGGUCGGCUCCUUCAACCUGAUGCUGUCUCUGCUCCCUCAAAGGGUCUUGAGGUUGUUGGAGGUCAUCGGGUUCUCAGGAAACAGGAGGUUCGGGUUGUCCCAGCUGAGGGACGGAGCGUCCAGCAGCAGCCUGCGGUCCAUCCUCUGCGCCCUGACGCUGCUCUUCUACCACACCUACGUUUCCUUGAUCCUGGGGUCCGGCGAGGGGAACCUGGUCGAGGCUGAAGCCCUGCUGGAGCCGUACCAGGACAAGCACCCCAAGGGCUCCAUCAUUCUCUUCUACUCGGCCCGCAUCUCCACCCUGCGAGGACACUUUGAGAAGGCCCGGGCCCGGUACGAGGAGUGCAUCAGCAGCCAGCAGGAGUGGAAGCAGAUCCACCACCUCUGCUUCUGGGAGCUGAUGUGGAGCCACACGUACCAGCAGGAGUGGCAGCAGGCGUACCGCUACGCCCAGCUGCUGUGCCAGGAGAGCCGCUGGUCCAAGGCCAUCUACGUGUACCAGAAGGCUGCCAUCCUCAGCAUGAUGCCGCAGGAGGAGCUGGAGAGGACCGGAGAGAACGUCACCGAGCUCUUCAGGCAGGUGGAGGGGCUGAAGCAGCGUCUGGCCGGGAAGUCCAUCCCCAUGGAGAAGUUUGCCGUGAGGAAGUCUCGGCGCUACAAGGCGGCGCGGCCCGUCCCGCUGGUCGUCCCGGCGCUGGAGAUGAUGUACGUGUGGAGCGGCUUCACCAUCGUCGGGAAGAGACCCGACUUCACCGAGUCCCUGCUGGUUACCAUAGAAACGGCUGAGGAGCAGCUCCGCGCCGACCCCGAUCCGUCGGAGUUCCACCCCGACGACAGCUGUCUGGUCCAGAUGUUGAAGGGCCUCUGUCUGAAACACCUGGGCAGGUUGCUGCAGGCGGAGCUGUGCUUCACGCAGGUGUUGUCCAGCGAGGCUCGUAUCCGGUACGACCACUUCCUGGUUCCCUUCACGCUCUACGAGCUCGGCCUGCUGUACAAGCAGCAAGGCGACCUGGCCAAGGCCGCCGCCCACAUCAACAACGCCAAGACAAACUACAAAGACUACUCCAUGGAGUCCCGGCUGCACUUCCGGAUCCACGCUGCCCUCGGCAGCCUCAAAGGAUCCCCCGUGGGCACCCCAUAAUACUCAGCUGCAGCUGCACCUGCAGCAGUAGCUGCACCUGCAGCAGUAGCUGCAGGUGCAGCCGGAGCAGCUGCACCUGCAGCCGGAGCAGCUGCAGCCGGAGCAGCUGCGUAGGUGCACCACUACCGCCCGCUUGGUUCAGACCUAUUUAUUCUCUCAGCAGCUCGGGGGGCGGUGAGAUUCAAACAACCUGCACUUGUCAAAUCCACUCGGGCUUCAGACCUGGUCCGCCGGAGCAACCGGAGGAACCGGAGGAACCGGAGGAACCGGAGGAACCGGAGGAACCGGACCUUACCGGGAACUCCGGAGCGUCCAGGACCGGAGUUCCACCCUGAACACAGCAGCUUUUCUUUUCUGUUUCUUCUUUUCAAAUUUACAAAGCAGACAGUAAACGCUAAUCAGCCGUCAGACCAAAAGGUGGAACGUCGUCAUGAAUAAAUCCCGUUAACCAAAUCCUGCACCAGGACUCAGGUCCAGGUGCAGAGUCUACUGCAGGGAGUACUAGUUACUAGUUACUACUUGCUAGUUACUAGCAAGUAGUUACCAGUUACUAGUUACCAGUAAGUAGUAACCAGUACCACUAACUAGUAGUUACCAGUUACUAGUAACUA